AAUGCUUAAUUUUCUGAGACCCAGAGAGCCAAAAGCAUUGUUUUAUGUGGGUAUGGCUCUAACACUUCCUCAUCAUUCGCUGCUACUGCCUCGCUCGCUUUCUCUUCGUAAAACUCAAAACCAAACAAGAAAACCCACAUCCAGUUUUCCUGCAUUUCGAUGUUCCUCCAAUCCCAAUUUCAAAACCACCCUCAAAACCUGCAAGAAUUGCAAAACCCAGUUCGACCCCUCUCUUAAUCACCCUCGGGCUUGUCGCUUCCACACCGCUCAUUUUGGAGGAGAAACAAAGAGGAAGUUUGAGAGCGUAUACACUGGAGGCACUAUGGAUUCUCCUGACUCUGGCCAGGUUUUCCAAUAUUGGCAUUGUUGUGGGUCUGAAGAUCCCUUUGACCCAGGAUGUACUGCCGCUCCUCACUCCUCCUAUGAUGACUGAUAUAUUUGGUCGUCUUCCCAGGGGAAUCAUUUUUGGCUCUGCACCUGAGAUAACAGAUGGUUCCCAAGAUAAAAUUUGUUUCUAGAUGUAUGUAUAUUACUCUUUCCUAUUUAACAUAUACAAGCAGUUGUAUCAAAUUGGGUUAUGAAACUUGAGUUUUAUACAUGUAAAGCCUACAUUUAGGCUCAAUUUGACACUGUUGCCUCACUUAUUUGCUGCCUUAACUCUGACAUCGUGAGAAACAUAUGUUGUUCAUGCAUUGUGAUAUGAUAUUUCGCAUUCAUUUCCCUAUUGAUUUUAUAGUUUAUUUA
This is a messenger RNA of Ziziphus jujuba (common jujube), 744 nucleotides long. RefSeq lists its product as uncharacterized. The record is from RefSeq and is a predicted model, not a curated record. NCBI's taxonomy places the organism in Eukaryota, Viridiplantae, Streptophyta, Magnoliopsida, Rosales, Rhamnaceae. Bases 2 to 433 code for a protein of 143 amino acids. The transcript has 2 exons.